UAAGAUGGAGCUGGGAAUAAUAAAAGCCAAUAGGAAUCCAAUGGCAAGUGGACUCACCACUAUAAAUACUUGUUCAUACCUCCCUCUUUUCUUUCACAUUCAUCCCUCUUUCCUUUUAGUUACCUCUUUUAAUUCAAACAAGAAAUCAAUCUCUUUCUCUCCAAAUUUUCCGUUGAUCAAAACCAACCAACGAGAAAAACUGAAAGAUCUCAAGAACAAUUAUAAACUCUCAUUUGGAUCCUCUGUUUUUUUUUUCUCAAGAACACCAAAAAUGUCAGUUGCUAUAUGUCAAGCGCUUGAUAAAAUUGUCACCAAGAGUGAAAGAAACGAAAGUUUCACCCAAAAAGGUGGACUGAGUUUCCUUCAGUCUAUGUCUGAUAUCACUGCCAUUGUCCGAAACGUAGAGGACAAAGCUUAUGUUCACCCGGCCGAGAAACGCUCUGUUUCCAAGCUGAGUGAGAAAAGCUUAGAGAUGUGCACUGAGAGCCUUGGGACCGAAACAGGAAGCGAGAGUGGUGACGAUUUGUUGUUGCUUGCGUUUGAAGCAACCCACACUCCUAGGGUUCCUUCUCAGCCAAAAACUCGAGAAGAAAAAAGAGACACUGGCUUGCCUGCAAAGAAAUCAUUCCCGCCACCGAUAAAGUUCGUUAAAGGAUCAAAGUACACUCGUAUGGUAAGAACACUAGGAGAAGAUGGUCGUCUUGUUGUUCAAGCAAUUAGGGUUUUGUCUCCGCCUCGUAACUUCGUAGCGGAACGUGGUGAAGGAAGGCUCCGUCUCUCUUUAUCGCAGGAAAGCUCUUUUCUUGGGCAUACUCACGAGGAAGAAGAAACAGAGGAGGAAAUUAUUGAGAACUUGGAGGGUCAAAAUGGAAAUAAAAAGUUUAGCAUAUUAAGCAGCAGAUGCAAGGAGAAUGGUCGUAAGCCUAAGCCAAUGCUUACUACUUGGAAGCAGCAGCAGUUUUGGGUCGCUACUUAAGACCUAGUUCGACUCCAACUCCAAUGUUUUCAUUAAAUAAUUAAUGGGUUUCUUAUGUUUUUCUUGUAUGAGAUUUCUCUAGUUACUUUAAGUGUGUUUCUAAUUCUGUUUAGUGUUUGUUAAAUGAGAAUUAUUAUUAUUAUUGUUGA
Molecule: messenger RNA, 1125 nt
Organism: Raphanus sativus (radish)
Lineage: Eukaryota; Viridiplantae; Streptophyta; Magnoliopsida; Brassicales; Brassicaceae
Product: protein FANTASTIC FOUR 2-like
Exons: 1
Coding region: 5-976 (323 amino acids)
Source: RefSeq, a predicted model, not a curated record